Molecule: messenger RNA, 4136 nt
Organism: Astyanax mexicanus (Mexican tetra)
Lineage: Eukaryota; Metazoa; Chordata; Actinopteri; Characiformes; Acestrorhamphidae
Gene: arf1
Product: ADP-ribosylation factor 1
Exons: 5
Coding region: 246-788 (180 amino acids)
Biological process (GO): intracellular protein transport; vesicle-mediated transport
Cellular component (GO): cytoplasm; plasma membrane
Molecular function (GO): GTPase activity; GTP binding
Source: RefSeq, a predicted model, not a curated record
UGGCCGGAACUCCGCCAUCUUGAGGAAGGAAACGCCUUGUAAGUUGGAGGAGGAAGCAGAGAAACGGGGAGUUAUUAACUUUAAUAUUAGUAUUAUUAACAGAUUUAUACAGAUAUAACCCGCUGCUCUACCGCACUACAGCCCUACCGCUCUACCGCAAAGACCGACCCGGAGAACCGCGCUGAGAGCGGAGCUUCACCCCGCUGUUCCCCGCCGUCAGAGUGAUUAUCUACACAUAAAUAAAAAUGGGAAAUAUCUUCGCCAACCUCUUCAAGGCCUUCGGUAAGAAGGAGAUGAGGAUUCUGAUGGUGGGACUGGAUGCUGCUGGUAAAACGACGAUUCUGUAUAAGCUGAAGCUUGGAGAGAUUGUUACCACCAUUCCAACCAUUGGCUUUAAUGUUGAAACUGUAGAGUACAAGAACAUCAGCUUCACCGUGUGGGAUGUGGGCGGCCAGGAUAAGAUUCGGCCGUUGUGGCGUCACUACUUCCAGAACACACAGGGUCUGAUCUUCGUGGUGGACAGUAAUGACCGAGAGCGAGUGAACGAGGCGCGAGAGGAGCUGAUGAGGAUGCUGGCGGAAGAUGAGCUGAGGGAAGCUGUGCUGCUGGUGUUCGCCAACAAACAGGAUCUUCCGAACGCCAUGAACGCUGCAGAGAUCACGGAUAAGCUGGGGCUGCACUCCCUCCGCCACAGAAACUGGUACAUCCAGGCGACCUGCGCCACCUCCGGAGACGGGCUGUACGAGGGACUGGACUGGCUGUCCAAUCAGCUGAAGAACCAGAAAUAAUCAAUAAUCAGCAUCUCGCUCUGCUUUUUCCUCCUCCUCCGGGGUUCAUCUCCCUCUCUCUCUCUUUUUAUCCUUUAGACCCGUAUCUCCUCGAACACGUGCUUUAACUUCUUCUCCUCUCAUCUCGCAGAAACUCGCUCUGUUUUUAUGUUAUAAAGAAGAAAGUGCUGGAAGCUGCUCUCCUGCUCAUACCUGGUUACAGUAAAGUUAAGAGCGACCCGCUCUCAUAUUUAAUGUAAAUAGUUAUGUUUUCGUUGUGAGGCAGCUUGUGGGGCACUUUUUAUGCAAUAUAUAUAUAUAUAUAUUAUUAUUAUUCUUAUUCUACUUCUACUCUACCUUCUUUUUUUUUUUCUUCUUUUUGUUUUCGUGUUUUAUUUAAUCAUUGGAGUCGGAGGUGGGUGAAAUGUAGGGUUAAGGGCGACGAGGGGGUUAUUACGUUAUUUCUCGUAGCUUUUUAUUUCGUCUCUUGCGUGCGUAUCGCGGGUUAAACGUACUGUAAAAGAGGUUUCAUUGGUCUCAAGCUAAAUGCAAUGCAACAAAACCAGACGGCGUGCACACAUACACACACAUACACACAAAUAUACGUACAUAUAUAUACAUAUAUACGCACACUUACACUACCUACAGCAUUUUGCAGCGUUGCUCUGCGUAAAACAAGAUUGAUACGAAAUCAUCUCGCGUGGACUCAUCGCUUUACUAGAGAAACACGCUGCUCUCUCACGCGACGGCCAUCGCAUCCGCCAUUCGCUCUGCGCCAUUGCAGCUUCCGCAGCCUCAGAUUAAAGCGAUAGUUUGGUGAUUAAUCAAAAGAUUUGAAGCCCAACCCAAGCGUGAACAAUCGAGCGUCCAAAAGUCUUCGGCUGUGUCGUUCGCCUGAGGCUUCUUUAGUUUUACACUGGAGCUACGAAGCUAAUGUAAAGUUGCUAACAAGUAAUAAUAAAAGCUUAUGUACACCAAUUAGCAUGGUGCUAACUGCAUGCCUGAAUUGCUAAAUCGUUACACGCUGCUGAAACCAUGUGGAGGUGUUUCCGUACCUCUUAAAACCUUAGAAGAACUUUAGAAGAACCUUAUUUAAGGGUGUAUCAUGAACCGUGAUUGAAGUGUUCAUGCCGUGACUCAACGUUUGAGGUUUUGAAGGGCAGGAAUUGAGACGCUUCUCCAGACUAUCGCUUUAAUCCGUCAGUUUUCCGCUUUAGCAUGCAUGCAGGUGGGUGGGGGGUAAGUCUUAGUGUCUCAGGUUAAAUCAUGCUUUGCCUUUCUAACAGGAGAAAACGAGCCAGAGUUAACAAGCGCACGGGAUUCAGGCUUUCAGUUUAUUAGAGAUCACAGUUUACAGUGUGGAUCAAAUACUAAAACCCAAAACUCUGAUCAUAUCGCUAUAUAUUGAGUGAGGGAUGCACCGAUAUGCAGUAUAUUGUAAUAUUAUGGGUCGAUAUCUGAUAAUGCUGAUAUCUGUUGAUGCCAAUACAGUGGAAACAGUGUAAGAAUGUGCUAACGUGUAGAAAUGACAGCAUUCCAUCUCAUCGCAUGCCUCUAAUCGCAAUAUUACAAGUGCAAAUAAGCAGAACAUCCAUCUACAGCUGUGAUUGGCCAGGAAGCUCAGGUUGCAAAGCCCAGUUAAGAAUGAUUAUGAUGGUAAAAUAGUGGCAAAUACAGCUUUUUUAGGGACUAUUUCCUGUCGCACUACUCCCUGCGUAUUGCUUAUGUUACAUAUGUAUCCCUCCACCAUUUUAAUGAUAUGCGCAUUUAAAAACAGGUUUUAGAGCCCAAAUCAUCUCAGAACUCUGGUAAAAUAGUUCUAAUUCUUGGGCAUCAGCUAGAGCAUUCAGAAACGUUUGAUGUAGUAACGUUGUUUGGAGGCGGGGUUUAGAUCUUCAGUUGACCACCACUGUACGCCAUUCUGAUUGGGUAAAAUUAAUAAUCUAGAGCCCAGCGUUUCACAACAAGCUCACGCCGAGAUGUUUGAUUUAUAUUGGUGAGUUUUAAAGGUUUUUAUGGUGUGCAUUCCUGAUGGAGUCCGAGUUUGUUUUUUCUUCUGCAUGGUAUCUACAGGACUCAACUUACUUGACUCAACUUAAUUUUUGAAUUCAGCAAAUUUGGCACUGGGUCUGUAUGAUUUAUCAUAUUUGUUUAAAUCAUACUCCUCACAAUAAACAAAGAACGAAAAUGAACAAAACUGGAGGCAGAGUUAUUCAGCUCUGCUGCUCACUUUUUAAAAUCCAGUUGAGCCAAGAAUUGAUAAAAUGAUGUGGCAUGCAAAUGUCAAACAUAUGCAGGAAACUGAUUGGCCAAAGAGAUUGUUUGCUUGUUAAUCAUGUGACGUCGCUCUGGUGAUGACGUUGAUGGAUGUGUUUUGUUGUGUGAUGUCAUUUUACCAAACGCUACAUUUCUGUGGGAGCUGAUGGUUAGUUAGUUGAGGAUAUGGGUAUGUUAGUUGAAAUCAAGCCACAGGUACUGAAACGCGUAGAGUAAUGUGGAGUAAUAAAGAGUUAAUAUAGACUAAUGUUGGUACCAUGCAGGGAAAAAAAAAAAAAAAGCACCAAUCGUGCUCUACGUUCAGGAAGAUGGCGCUGUUUUCUCUUUAAUUAUAUCGUUUGUAAAUCAAGUGUUGGACCUGAGACUAAGUCUAGACUAAAUGGACCUUUUUAAAUGAAUAGUGACUGACAUUAACAGUUAGUCUAGACUAAAUCUGUAAUAUCUGUUCAUGAUAUCAGAUCUAAAUGAACGAUAAAUAAUCUGAUAGUCUGAUGGUGUUGCUUCAUAUUCCGCAGUUUGGUGAAACGCCUGUCGCACGUUUUUUCUGGGUUGGUUUUCUGGUGUUCUUGCUCCCGAUCUGCGCUCUGAACCGAGUGGUGUAAGGAUCCCGAUGGCGAAUGUGACGUUGGUACAGCAAUAUUAGCCGAGUAUUAGCUUGGUAUAUUUUUGAAUACAGUGAUGUUUGAACUCAUGGUGCCUUUGCGUUUCUACGGAGAUUCUCCUACGAGCUCGGUAGCGAACGGACGUACUGUUCCGAGACUUUGCUGGUUUACGAUAAAAAUAAAAGGUCCACAUUGUGUUCGACUGUUGCAAAAGGAAAUGUACAUUCUGAGGCGACGGCAUCCGAGAAUCCCGACCCCACGCCGAGCGACCGACCGGCCGAACUCAUGAGUUUCCGUACUGUCCUUAACGAACCUCUGAUUUUAUACACACUGAUCGCCUGCAUCGGAACGAAAGUAUAUAAAUGAAUCUCUUAGCGAAGUUUGUCUUAUAGUGUGAUUAUUAACAUGAAUGUUUUUUUUUUCUUUAAUGUAAACUUAUCUUGCCUAUCAUUUUGAAAGAAGCACUGUAAUUAAAGAAAUUAGUGUAAAA